Messenger RNA from Xiphophorus couchianus (Monterrey platyfish), 7045 nucleotides. RefSeq names its product nuclear receptor subfamily 3, group C, member 1 (glucocorticoid receptor) (gene nr3c1). Gene Ontology annotation, molecular function: nuclear glucocorticoid receptor activity; steroid binding; zinc ion binding. Gene Ontology annotation, biological process: regulation of DNA-templated transcription; nuclear receptor-mediated glucocorticoid signaling pathway. NCBI's taxonomy places the organism in Eukaryota, Metazoa, Chordata, Actinopteri, Cyprinodontiformes, Poeciliidae. The coding region runs from base 301 to 2604 and encodes 767 amino acids. The transcript is spliced from 9 exons. The record is from RefSeq and is a predicted model, not a curated record. Gene Ontology annotation, cellular component: nucleus.
UCUCCAUUUUGUAUGUUUUUCCUGGAGGUUAGCACCUACUUCCCCAACGGCUAGCAGCGCAGCUCAGGCAGUGUGACAUUUUUUGCAUGACUACUCACUGCAAAAUCGGACCCGGGAAACUGAAAAGCAGACAGAACACACCCAGAUUCACGAGUCCUGCCGUUUGGUGUAGUCAUGUAGCGACGAUACGACGAGUGGGGAGUAACAGAAUCAGUCAGCGUGUUGUGAACUGCCACUUUCAACCAAAACAAUGUUGACUGAUGACCUGUGGACUCUUAUUAGCAGCCUGUCAUAUCAAGGAUGGAUCAAGGUGGAGUGAAGAAGAUAGCGUACAGAAGAAAUGACCAUCUAAGCAAACUGGUCUACACUGAAAGCCCUGAGGAGGGAGGUCUUCUAAAGGUGGCUCCUCACAGUGCCAUGUCCAUCACCUCUCCUCCUUCUGUUGUUCUUCCAUCCAGCCCAUUAAUGCAGCCUGGACAGGUGACCAACGGCCUCAGCAACAGCCCACUUCCAGAGGAGCUUGCUUCAGCCCCUGCCACGAUCGGUUCCUCGGUUGACAGUUCAGAAACCAGGGGCCUGACCAAAGAUCAGAGGCCUGAAGAGCUACAGUUGUUCCAAACGCAGACUUUCAAUACUUUUGGGCAUCAGGUCCUGCCCCAGUUGGAUGCCAGCAUGGCAGACAUUACCCAGUCCUCCAUGGACUCCCUCAUCGGGGGGUCGGAUCCCAACCUAUUUGCUGUGAAAACGGAGGAUUUCUCCAUGGAUAAAAGCGAGCAGGACCCCAACGAUCUGGACCAUGCCUUUGACCACAUUGGCAAAGAUGUGGACAUGAACCAGAAACUGUUCAACGAAACCAGUCUGGAUCUCCUUCAAGAGUUUGACCUCACCGCAUCCCCCUCCGAUUUUUACGUUGGGGACGAUGAUGCCUUUUUGUCCACGCUGGCAGACGAUUCUUUGCUCGCAGACGGGGAAAUGAGAGGGACGACUGAGAGGGACGUGAAACCCUCCGUGGUUGAGAGCGUCGGCACCACCAGAGUCUGCGACAGCAGCAAGGCAUCAAGCCCACUUGAAUCCAAGUCCAAGACUCCUUCUUUGACCCCUACAACCACUUUUCCCGCCGUGGUGAAGAAAGAAAAAGAUACCGGCUUCAUUCAGCUCUGCACACCAGGCGUGAUUAAGAAGGAGAAGACGUCUUCGGGGUAUUGUCAGAUGAGCGGCUCAAGCCCCAUCUCUAUCUGCGGGGUGAGCACUUCAGGGGGCCAGAGCUUCCACUUUGGAAUCAACGCCAGAAACAACGACGCUCUGCAGGAGAAGGACCAGAAACCCGUGUCUGGCUUGUUCCUCCCAGUAACGACCAUCAGUGGAGCCUGGAACCGGAACCAGGGCGACAACUCAGCAAUCCGCAGGGCCAGUGAGAUUUUCUCAAGCUCUCCUUCCUUCUCCUCCAGCUUUGCCAGUUCCAUCUCCAGACAGGAAGGGGGCACUCCAACAUCCACGACCCAGGGAAAGAGCGGGACUCAUAAAAUCUGUCUGGUGUGCUCUGAUGAGGCCUCGGGGUGCCAUUAUGGAGUCCUCACAUGUGGCAGCUGCAAGGUCUUCUUCAAGAGAGCAGUGGAAGGCCAGCAUAAUUACCUGUGUGCUGGGAGGAACGACUGCAUCAUUGACAAAAUCAGGCGAAAGAACUGCCCGGCCUGCCGCUUCCGCAAAUGCCUGAUGGCAGGCAUGAACCUGGAAGCUCGCAAAACAAAGAAGUUGAAUCGCUUAAAGGGCAACCAGAACAGCAACCCGCCAGAGAUGAUGCCUUCGCCGCCGGUCGAGGCUCGCUCGCUGGUGCCCAAGUGCAUGCCUCAACUCGUCCCCACCAUGCUGUCCCUGCUGAAGGCCAUAGAGCCGGACACCAUCUACGCCGGCUACGAUGGCACGCUCCCCGACACGUCCACGCGCCUCAUGACCACGCUGAACAGGCUGGGUGGGCGACAGGUCAUCUCUGCCGUGAAGUGGGCCAAAGCUCUGCCAGGUUUCAGGAACCUGCACCUGGAUGAUCAGAUGACCCUGCUGCAGUGCUCCUGGCUCUUCCUCAUGUCUUUCGGCCUGGGCUGGAGGUCUUACCAGCAGUGCAACGGCAACAUGCUCUGCUUCGCACCAGACCUCGUCAUCAAUGAGGAGCGGAUGAAGCUGCCCUACAUGGCCGAGCAGUUUGAGCAGAUGCUGAAGAUUUCCAGCGAGUUCGUCCGGCUGCAGGUUUCCCAUGAUGAGUACCUGUGCAUGAAGGUCCUGCUGCUGCUCAGCACAGUGCCCAAGGACGGCCUGAAGAGCCAGGCGGUGUUCGACGAGAUCCGCAUGUCGUACAUCAAAGAGCUGGGAAAAGCCAUAGUGAAGCGCGAGGAGAACUCCAGCCAGAACUGGCAGCGUUUCUACCAGCUCACCAAGUUGUUGGACUCCAUGCAUGAGAUGGGCAGCGGACUGCUCAGCUUCUGCUUCUACACCUUUGUGAAUAAAUUCCUGAGCGUGGAGUUCCCCGAGAUGCUGGCCGAGAUCAUCAGCAAUCAGCUACCAAAAUUCAAGGCUGGAAGCGUCAAACCUCUCCUCUUCCACCAGAAGUGACUGUUUCCCGUAGCAGCAACAAUGCCUUAAACUCCCACCACGUCACCUCACCAGCCCGACAAAACCUCCCCACCCCUUCGCCACCUCGGGAAAGAGCAACAACAAAAGGAUUUUACACCAGUAGGGAGCGGUGUUUUCUAGCAGCAAGUGAGCAUCUCUGUGCAGCAGGCUGACGGGUCUGUUGGGGUCAGGGGGGGAAAAGCAAUGUUUGUGUAGGAACCAGACCGUGAGCACAAGACGUUUCGCUGUGUUGAGUAGUCUAAGAUGUAGUGUCUAAUAACGAAUAGGAAAUGUUUGUAAAGCUAAUGGCAAAGAGAAAUAGGCUAACAUUCAUGUUGUCUCAGGUGUCUUACCUUGAAAUUCAGAGCGAUAUCUGAAAUAGAUAAAACAAAAUAUCUAUGUAAAGGUUCUGAUAGUAUUUUCUACAUUUUCAAAGUAACAGUUUAUACACUUUUCCAGGUCAUCGUUGCCCAACGAGGCAACAAAUCGGAAUAACACGCUCUUAUUACGUAGGCUUUUUAUGUUCCACUUUUAGUUUUUAUAGGAGGUUGUAACAAAAUGUUUUUCAGUCGCACAGAUACAACAAUGAAAAAAAACCAACAACAACAGUUUUCUAGUGAUUUUCAAAAGCAUAUUUUAUUUGCUUUGAUUAACAUAUAAAGUUGUGUGGGCCGGUAUCUAAUGGAGUCCUCCCACAAGCAGACCUCUUCCAGGUUUACAUGUCAACUACAAAAGGGAAAAAAAUGUGCCUUUUUUGCUUCGAAUAUCAUCUAAGCCAUUUUUUUCCUGCUAUACGUGAACCUCUCAUCAUCUACCUUCAUUAUAAGUUGAUUGUACUUUUUUAUAUUACACGCAGUUGCAGCUUUUCUCUUUUCUAGUGGCUGUUUAUCUUUACAAAUGGCAGCUCGCUCCAUCCUUUGUGUGUAGAAGUGUUGUUCUCGCUAAGAAAUGAUAUUUAGCCUGCUUCCCUUCCCCUCGAUCCGACGCGCACGUCGGUGCAACGCGAGCACUUGGCGCUCUGCGAAAGGCUUUAAAAGACUGUGAAGAGAGGCUUGGUGUUGUGUAUCGGUCUUUCGAGAAAGACGUAAAGAUGGAAAGUGUGGACUUUUUAUCUUGCCCCAGUAGUCUAAUCUUAGAAGAUAUGUGAUGGAUAUGUGCGUUUCUCAAUCACAAGUGAAAGGGCAUGUAUUGUUGUGCUUGCAAGUUUGUCGUUUUUGAUAAUCGGACGUACUAAUAUCUGUAGAUUUAUUACUGCUAAAAGUGAUUAGAAAAUAACCGUCCUGCACCCUUUCUCGUUUUUUGAUUUUUAACAAUCGUUUUGGUAUAAAUAGUCAAAACGAAGACUUUUCCUCUGAAGAGUCCUCUGAAGACUUUUCCUCUGCAGUACAAACUUUGCUCUUUGUAAGAAUUGGCUAUUGGUACCUUUUAAUCUUGAAACUGCAUUUGUUUUCUUUAAGGAAUAGUUACAUUUUUUGGGAAAACGGUGUUUUGCAAAGAUAUAGAUUGGUAUUACUGUCAUGUCUCUGCUAUAAGCCCAAGUUAAGAACGUGAAAAAGUGAACUCCGUCUGAAAGAAAGAAAGCUCUUACCUCUGUUAUCGACCAUCUGUUUACUGAGAUGAGAGACCUGGUCUCCAUCAGCUGAUCGUCCUUCUCUGUCUGGCACAAUAGCAGGCUAGAGAGCUACUUCAUUGUAAAUAAAAAAAAAAACACAUUAAUAUUCAGAGAUAGAUAUAAUCAAUUAAUACUCAAGUUGUGCCUGAUUUGAUAUAGUUAUAUAAAUAAGUCUUUUUUUUUGUUAAGAAAAUUCUAAAUUAAGUAUUGCACUUAUAAUAAAAUAUGAAUUUGAAUAUGAUGCAGAUGUAAUGGCAAUUUGGAAUCAAAGUAAUCCAUAAACCUUCACAGUCACAGUAGAUUAUUGUACUGCUAAACUUUGCUUUGAAAUGAUAAAAUAGGGUUCGGUGCCAUCCAUUCUGGUGUUUCGUCGACCGCAGGAUAUAAAAUACUGUAAAAUCUCAAAAACUCUGAGCAGCAUGUAGUGCAAAGGGCUUCCAGUACCAUGCUGCUUUUGUGUCAAAUAUGCAUCCAGAAUUCCGCAUUACUGUAGAGACAUGAUAUGUAUUAAUCUCAGGUCUUAGCAAGAACACAACAUAUGAUGGUUUUCCCCAGAAAUCAAUAUAAUCCUUUUCAACAGAAUAAGUAAUGGCUUAAUAAAUAAGCAGCACUUUUGUUCAGGCGUUGGUCGAUCACGUAAACCUCCCACAGAUGCUGAUAGCUGAUAAAUAUCUCCCUGUGUUCCCUCUGCAGCGAAACUUGACCUAAGGUUUGUGUGUAUGUAUGCUGCACCCUUUGCAUGUGUUCUGAUUGUCUGCUACGUAGCCGUGCCCCGACGCCCCGCCCCUUCCCUGCUGCGUUUUUACAGCACUUUGCAUCAGUUACCACAUUGCAGUGAGAAAGAGUCCCAUUACUGACCGCAGAGGCAGGCAGGACUGAUUCUUUUUAUUCUCUGGGAACUGUUUUUGUUUUUUGUUUGCUCUCUUUUUUUUUCCAGUGCCAAACUCCUGUUUUUGUCUAUUUUCAGGGAUGCUAAAAGUUGGUCAGUAUUUGUAUUGUUUUUGGGGUUUUUUUUUAAAUUUUCAGACAAAUCCAAGCAUUAUAGCGUAAACACUUGUCUGAUGAAAGGAGUAAGAAGCCCAGAGCUGCCUGACCUUCAGUCCCACGCAGUAAAGGGGGAGUGUCUGUCGGUGUUUCUGAUUGAUGCGUUGCAACAUCUUUCUUCUAAUCUGCGCAGCUUGUCGUCUGUUUGUCUCCUAACUCCCAAUCUGUCUUUUACUUUAAGAUUUUAAUAUGAAUGUGAUAUUUAGAGAGUUAUUAAUAAAUUAGAUAUGAACUGUUAUUUGUAGAUAUGUCGUGAGCUGUCAGAAAGAAACAAAAUAUGUCAAGUGAACAACUUCAAAGUGCUCACUUUUAUAUAUAUACAUAUAUAUAUAAAUAUAAAACAUGGCAAAGCGAACUGUUUUUAAAUGUUUAUCCCAAAUACAUAAAAAGUACCUAUAUAUGUUUUACUCUGCUCCAGAGCUCAGGUUUUAAAAACAGAUGAUCUGAUUCACACUUAUGUUGAUAUCCACCUUCUGCUCCGAUGUGAAGAACCAAAAGCGUCCGACAGCUUCACACAUGUGUGGCUACUUCUGUGUGUUUUGACGUUUUAUUAUUGUUAAAAGUCAGUCGACAGAUGUGCAAAGUUGUAAGGAAUCUGCCUCCGCCGCUCAUACCGUCUGUAGACUCUAACAAACGUUCUGUUUUCCUCUGAGGUUUAACCAGAACAGAUGAAAAACAUUCUUGCUACCUACCUGUUUGAGGGUUACUUUCACAUUCAGUGUAUCCAAAUCUCUGCUGCUGCUCUUCAUCUUUACAAGUAUAUAUAUAUAGAGAGAGAAAGAAAGAGAUAGAUAUAUGUAUAUACAUAUAAAUAUAUAUGUAAGAAAUCGCACACUUGCCUCAUCUUGCCCAAAAAUGUAUCCUGUUUACAUUUUUGUGCACAACUGAAUAUGCAAUAGAAAAGACAGAUAAUCUAUCACCUUCACCUUGUUUUUGUUUUCCAUCCUUUUUAACACAGUAUAAGCUACUUUCAUACAGGGAAUCUCACUUCUAACUUGUCUCUGCAGGCCAGAUUUUCUUGGGGGGAGGGGGGGAAUAUUCAGAAAAUUGUAAUCACUCACACAAACGACCUAUUUAAUGUUUGAGUACAAGGUGACCAAAGGCGACACAUUACACAUAAUGUCAGUGUAAACUCCAGAGCUCUCAGAUGACAAAUGUACAGCUCUCUUCAGCGGGUCCCGCAAACCCAUUUUUUGUUUUUUUCUUUUUUUUUUAAACAAGUCUUUGGUCAAAUUGUGUGAUACUGUGAAUAGGAUAGGACUUGGGCUUUUUCAUACACAAACUGUUUGUGAAAGUAAUCAACCAGCUUGAAUCUAAGAAAUUGCACUACCCAAAUAUUGUUUGAAAGUCUAUUUUGUAUAAAACAUAUGCAGACAGAAACUAUGAGACUAACAAAGGGCGGAUCACAUUUCACUGGUGUAUGUUUUCUCAGAAAAAAAUGAGCUUUUUUUUUUUGUUUGUUUGUUUUGCCUAAAACAAGUUUAAUAUGUACAUAUAAUCCAUUGUAAAGAACAUGUGGUGUAUUUGUCUUCAGAUGGUUUUUCAGUACCUACCCCUCUGUAUUAUUUCUCCUCUGUAGCGUGACUCUUGUUGAUCUUUCUCCUCCACCGAUUAAAGGUCAAACCGUACGUGUUUGUGUGGUACUUCUCCAGUAAAAGCGUCUGUAUGCUGACGUUGGCCCCAUUCUGAACAUUGGACAUGGUAAGCUUGUUGUAAGCCCCCUCACCCCCCCUUUUCUUUUUUGGGUAACAGCACUUGUUCAAAAAAUAAAUUUCUUUUUCUCCA